Messenger RNA from Chaetomium globosum CBS 148.51, 114 nucleotides. RefSeq lists its product as uncharacterized. The transcript has 2 exons. NCBI's taxonomy places the organism in Eukaryota, Fungi, Ascomycota, Sordariomycetes, Sordariales, Chaetomiaceae. The record is from RefSeq and is a predicted model, not a curated record. The coding region runs from base 1 to 114 and encodes 37 amino acids.
AUGUGGCCUCCGGGGACUACUCAGUCGACGUACAUACAUGUACAUCUGGAAGUCGCUGUAUCAAGCGUGGCCGGGACGCUGCCACUAGGACGUCAACACGGUGUGGUGGAAUGA